This is a messenger RNA of Cataglyphis hispanica, 3785 nucleotides long. RefSeq names its product rabphilin-3A-like. The record is from RefSeq and is a predicted model, not a curated record. NCBI's taxonomy places the organism in Eukaryota, Metazoa, Arthropoda, Insecta, Hymenoptera, Formicidae. Gene Ontology annotation, molecular function: small GTPase binding. The transcript has 10 exons. Gene Ontology annotation, biological process: intracellular protein transport. Bases 1055 to 3562 code for a protein of 835 amino acids.
GACUCAUAUGAAUGUCAUAUACCUUUUUUUUUAUUUUAUGAAAGAUCCACUGAAUGUGUGACAACUCGCGUACAAAGCCCGCUAUCGUCGAGAUGCGAUAACAUCGACAUGCGGCAGCAUUUCGGUGCCAUGUUUGUGGCCGGCGAUAGAGACCAGAUUUCUGAUUCGCAGUACACGCGUUCCUUGAAUAUUUCUCAUUUUCCAAGAUUCAAUAGGAUAGAAAAAUUACGUCGUAUGCCAAAGAAGAAAAUAAGAGAGAGGACGAUGGAACGUGAGUGGUUUAACUCCCACGCCCGAAGAAAAAUCUUUUACAGCUGGCAGUAUAACUGGGAGAGGAAAGAAAGAUAAUAAUUCACGAUAUACAUGUCGAUACGCCCGCGCAAACUUGAUUCAACCAAGCUUAAUAUUCGUAAACGAUGGAGAUGGUGCCGAGUUGAGUUGCGUUGUAACACGAAAUUGGAAUUUCUCUUUAAUUGCGGAGUAUCCAUAGCAAAGUGAUAUAAAAGUGCCACUAAGCUUAUUUCAAUAUAAAUUUUUAUGAUAUGUCAUAUGAAUAAAUAAAUAUAUAUAUGUGUGUGUGUGUAUAUAUAUAAAUAUAUAUAUAUAUUAUUCUAUUAAGUAAAUUUUAUAUUUUAUAUAUAUUUUAUCGCGCUUACAAUGAUAAAAAGAAAAAAUUAAAUUGACUUAUCAAAUUUGUAUAUUGUUUGUGAGGAUUAUAUAAAAAGAAGUGCAAAAAAUAUAUAGGUGGAAAAUGUAAAUGAGAAUAUUAUUUAAAAAAUUUAUACGCGUGAAAAAAUAUUAUUCUUUGUUAUAUGUGUAUUAUUAAUCAAAUUCUUAAUCGAAAUUGAUUUUGAAGAAAACACAAUUAAUGCCGCAGAGGAACCCAUUAAGUGCUACUUCAAUUUGCUUGGAGAAAGAACAAAGUUUUUAUGCGGCUUCCAGCUACUAUGGUAUUUUUCUACAAAUGAUAUCUAUCAGAUUAAAGACAGACUGAAAUUUCGCGUAAAGCAAUUAAAAUAAACGGUACGUUGCAAAUAAAAUAACUCACAGCGAAAUGGAUGAACCAAUAACACGAGGUGGCAGGUGGGUUUGUCCAAACGAUCGACAUUUGGCGUUGCGAGCAAAAUUACGAACAGGAUGGUCCGUAAAAACAGGAUCUUUCGAAUCCCAUGGAUGGGGAGAGUAUCCAAAUUCUUAUAUAAGCGGUUCCAAUCGUUGCGGACAAUCUUGUUUGCUCACGGAAGAUGAACGACAAAGCAUUAUUCAGGUGAUACAGAGAGCCGAGGCUUUGGAACUGUCGGAGCAAGAGCGAGUCGGUAGACUCGUCGAGAGGUUGGAGAACAUGAAGCGAAAUGUUUGCAUCGUAACGUCGACUAGGUCGAACGAGAGGCGCAAUUGUGGAAGUCGAUGCUCCGGUGGAGGAGCCCGUUGUGUCUGUUCGUGCGCUCUCUGCGGCGAAAAAUUCGGCGCAGUGUUGGGGGCGAGUGCGAACCUCUGCAAGGACUGUCGCAGGUACAUCUGUCAGAAGUGCGGCAUCGAGGCCACGAGGCUUAAUCUGCCGAAGGGAAGCGGUGACAGGGGAAAUGACACGACCGCUUCAUCGCGCAGCUCAUUGCGUCUCAUGAGAAUCGCUCAGGAACGAAUGGCCGUGCAAAGAAUCGUUCAAAGAUCCCAUGGCAACGCGCAGAAGCAGUUUCUCUGCCGGAUUUGCGCCGAGACCAGGGAGAUGUGGAAGAAGAGCGGCGCUUGGUUCUUCAAAGGCAUGCCAAAGUACAUUCUACCGGAGAAAAAGGAGCGCGGAUGGUCUCGACCUAGUCACAGAACGUCAACGUGGACGGUAAGCAAAUCGUUGGACUCAACCGACGCUCAGGAUUCCUCAUCCGACGACGACGCGAUGCGACGACUCGCGGUAAAUCGCGGUCAUCCCAUCUCACCAACGAAUCCGUCGAACACGAAUCGUGAAAGCACCCCUACCAAACUGACGGUUUCCAGUCCCGCGAGCAGCACCCCAUCGCCGAAAAGUCCUCGAGGGAGGCCGAACGGUCUGUCACCUUCGGGAUACCACGAGGACGCCGGUUCCGACAGGCUGGACAAGUCCUGUCUGUCGAUCGCCUCGCAAUGCAGUCGACUUUCGCCCACGGGCUCCAUCGGCACCCCACGAACAAAGACGAGUGGCAGAAGCCCGAGUGGCAAAAGUCCGAGCGGCAAAAGUCCGAGUGGCAAAAGUCCGAGCGGCCUUCAGACGGAGCAACGCGUAUCCUUCGAGGACAUGUUCGUAGACGACGAGAAGGCCAACGAGGCCGACGACGAUGACGAAGAGGAUAGUGAGAAUUCGAGCACUCCCAAGGACGUCUCCACCACCCUGGACCGAUCGAAGGCCACACAGGUACAAUCUCUCAGACUGAAGACGCCGACGAAAACAACAUCGCCGGUGACGAUGACGCCGACCACGCCAGUGAAACGGUUUCAAACUAUGGGCAAGAUCCUGGAGAGAAAUACGGAACGGGAUGCGAACAAAUCCUGCUCGGAUCAGGACAGCUCUUCCAGCGGGACUCGCAGCAACAGCCAAGUCAGAACGCCAAGAACUCCGGAAUACCCAAAAGAAACGGGACAAGAUUAUGGAACUCUCGAAGUCUCCUUGCGAUACGACCCGGCCGAUCAGUGCCUCCAGUGCAAAGUGGAACGUGCGCGUCGCCUAAUACCUAUGGAUAUCCAAGGCCUCGCCGAUCCCUUUUGCAAGCUGAAUAUAUUGCCCGUGGGAAAGGUAGCGACGUGCAGCCGAUUGCGAACAAAAACUGUACACAAGACGCGCGAUCCCGAGUUCAACGAGACGGUGAAUUUCUACGGGAUGACAGAAACCGAUAUCUCGAGUGGCAAGGCAUUACACAUUUUAAUCAUCCAGGACGACCCAUCAGGCCAAGACUUCCUGGGAGAGGCGAGAUUUCCUCUACACGAAUUACAACCAUAUCAAACGAAACAUUACAAAGUUCCUCUGCAGGCUCAUUAUCCGGUAGACAACGAAGAGGAAAUUUGGGGCAUGUGUUCAAGCGGACGGGGGCAAAUACAGAUAAGCUUGAGCUAUUGUACGCGUCGGCGUGCGCUACUGGUCACAAUACAUCGUGCUACGAAUCUUCUGCCUAUGGACAACAACGGGUUUUCUGACCCGUUCGUCAAAUUAGCCCUCGUCGAGGAUGCGACCGACAAUCAUCGGCAGCAACGGUUCCUAGAUUACUCAUCGACCGCUCGCGCUACUGCCAGGAAGCUGAAAAAGGCAGCCGGCCGCAAUUGCCAGAGCACGAGCAUCAAACGCAAGACCCUGAACCCAGAAUGGAACGAAGAGUUCGUUUUCGCGACUCGCUUAACGGAGCUGAUGAAGCUGACGCUAUGUCUCUCCGUAUGGGACAAGGACUUUGGCAAGAGUAACGAUUAUUUGGGCGGCCUCAUGUUAGGUUGCAGUAGCAAAGGAGCACGUUUGCGGCAUUGGAUAGACGCGAUCAAGUUUCCGGAUCAUCGUCAUCUGGCAUGGCACAAUCUGGCGGAUAUAGAUGUACCUAUAGAAUAAUAACUCCGUCUCGGCGAACGAGGAUUCGAGGUCAAGAUUGAACACGCGCGAAACAUGCGGGCUUCAUCGACACGUUACACGCGCACGUUACACAUACAUACGAAAUGGGUAUACUUGGCGCGGAUUUGAUGCGUGAAAAAAAACCGUUGCUCAAAAAAAAAUCAAGUAUUAUAAAGCAAAAACAAAAGGUUGAUACGAUAAAAUAAAGAGAAGUUGACAAGUA